AUGGCAACCGAGGCCCACUGCGCAUACUGCUUCGAGUCGCUCGCCGCCUCGCUGGAAAAGCGACCUGCCCUAUCCCUGCGCCAAGUCGAGGCCCUCUGGAAGAAGUACAAUGCUUCAUCCACCACCACCGACACCGUUGAAGCCGACGCUGAUCCACCUGCCAAACCCGCCGCCAUAUCGCGCCUCCUGUCGCCGGCAAGCGGCAGUUCGUCUAGCGUAGCGUCCACACCUAGCGGUUCUACAAUCAGCGGUGCCAGCAGCGCAGGGACAAGCGAAGACCAUCCACUAUUCGUGACGUGGAACGCCAUGUCGCGAAGCGGGGAUAAGAGACUAAGGGGUUGUAUCGGGACGUUUGAGCCGUUGGAUCUGGAGGAGGGCUUGGGCAGUUAUGCGUUGACUAGUGCGUUCGACGACACACGCUUCACCCCCAUCACCUCACGCGAACUCCCCUCCCUCCAAUGCGCCGUCACGCUGCUCACAAACUUCGAGCCCACCCCCAAUUCCGACCCUUUGGCCUGGGACAUCGGGACGCACGGCAUACGGCUCUCGUUCACAUACCACGGGCGCCGGUACGGGUCGACAUACCUGCCAGACGUAGCACGAGAACAAGGGUGGACGAAAGAGGAAGCGCUGGCGAGCCUGAUGCGCAAGGCGGGGUGGAGCGGGAGGAAGGAUGAUUGGCAGAAGGUGGGGCUGAAGGUUAUAAGGUAUCAGGGGAAGAAGGUGAGUUUAGAGUAUAAUGAGUGGAAGGAGUGGCGGGAGUGGGUGGAGGAGGAAAUGGCUGAUAAGUAGACGGGUGCAUGAUUUGACGAUAUCCAUGAUAGAUCUAGCAAGGCGUCAUGUGGCGUACCUAGACAC
Molecule: messenger RNA, 858 nt
Organism: Macroventuria anomochaeta
Lineage: Eukaryota; Fungi; Ascomycota; Dothideomycetes; Pleosporales; Didymellaceae
Exons: 3
Coding region: 1-792 (263 amino acids)
Source: RefSeq, a predicted model, not a curated record